AUGUCCUCGACUCUCUUUGACGACAUCUUCACGAUCCAGGAAGUGGACCAGGGACGGUACAAUAAGGUAUCGCGGAUUGAGGCCAUCUCCACGUCGCAGGACACGUGCAAGCUGACGCUGGAUGUGAACACAGAGCUCUUCCCGCUGCAACCACAACAGCAGCUAACGGUGAUGCUGGCGACGACACUCAACCUCGACGGAACGGAGGACAGCCACGGGUCCUGGCGGCCUCCGGCCCCUGGGGCGCGGUCCCUGGCCGACGACUUCGACUACGUGACGUAUGGGACGGCAUACAAGUUCGAGGAGGCCAACGGGAACAAGGAUAUGCUGGCGGUGUACUACUCAUUCGGGGGGUUGCUGAUGCGGCUGGAGGGCAACUACCGGCUCUUGAGCAACUUCAAGCAGGAGAACGUGUACCUGCUGUGCCGCCGCUGA
Eremothecium gossypii ATCC 10895 is the source of this 435-nucleotide messenger RNA. RefSeq names its product DNA-directed RNA polymerase core subunit RPB8 (gene RPB8). Gene Ontology annotation, cellular component: RNA polymerase III complex; RNA polymerase II, core complex; RNA polymerase I complex. Lineage: Eukaryota; Fungi; Ascomycota; Saccharomycetes; Saccharomycetales; Saccharomycetaceae. The transcript has a single exon. Gene Ontology annotation, molecular function: DNA-directed RNA polymerase activity. The record is from RefSeq and is marked provisional. The coding region runs from base 1 to 435 and encodes 144 amino acids. Gene Ontology annotation, biological process: DNA-templated transcription.